CCACGAUAACCCAGGUGGGACUGGAUUAACGUGAUGAUGGGAGCCCAUAAGUAGUUUGCUCCUUGACACCGGGUUACUGUUGAUAGAGGUGGACGAUACUUAAGGUUGCCAAAGGACAAGAGAGGUAGAAUAAUGAAACAAUUGCUCACGAUAGCCUUGCUGAUAUGUGCCCAGCUGGUUAAAGGCCAAGAUGUAAAGGCACGCGGUUUGUUCGACUCUCUCGAGUUCCUAAAAUGUGGCACCAAACCUGGACCUGCGCUGGAUUUGGUCAAAGCGUUCCGUGCCACCGGCCGAGUUGUCAACGAACUGAAAUCUAUCGUACCCGGCCUUCAGAAUCACAUCCGUGGUGGCAUAGAGGACGUUGCUACCUCUUUACAUGACGUCAUCAAUGCAAUCGCAAAUGACGUCAAGUCGGAUUGUAAAGAAGAAGUUCGCAAAGGUCGCGGUCUGUUUGACACCUUGGAGUCGUUGACAUCUGGAACUCAACUAGGAACCGCUCUGAAGGUGAUCAACGCUGUAGGUAUGACCCAGCGUUUUCUCAGUGAACUUAAACAACUUGUCCCAGAUAUCCAGAAACAUCUCAACGGAAGUAUUGACGAUAUCACUACUGCUCUUCAUAACAUUGUCAACUCCAUCACAGAUGAAGUUCUAUCUGGGGGAAAUGUUGGAGAUCGCAAAGGUCGCGGUCUGUUUGACUCCUUGGAGUCCUUGACAUCUGGAACUCAACUAGGAACCGCUCUGAAGGUGAUCAACGCUGUAGGUAUGACCCAGCGUUUCCUCAGUGAACUUAAACAACUUGUCCCAGAUAUCCAGAAACAUCUCAACGGAAGUAUUGACGAUAUCACUACUGCUCUUCAUAACAUUGUCAACUCCAUCACAGAUGAAGUUCUAUCUGGGGGAAAUGUUGGAGAUCGCAAAGGUCGCGGUCUGUUUGACUCCUUGGAGUCGUUGACAUCUGGAACUCAACUAGGAACCGCUCUGAAGGUGAUCAACGCUGUAGGCAUGACCCAGCGUUUCCUCAGUGAACUUAAACAACUUGUCCCAGAUAUCCAGAAACAUCUCAACGGAAGUAUUGACGAUAUCACCACUGCUCUUCAUAACAUUGUCAACUCCAUCACAGAUGAAGUUCUGUCUGGGGGAAAUGUUGGAGAUCGCAAAGGUCGUGGUCUGUUUGACACCUUGGAGUCCUUGACAUCUGGAACUCAAUUAGGAACCGCUCUGAAGGUGAUCAACGCUGUAGGUAUGACCCAGCGUUUUCUCAGUGAACUUAAACAACUUGUCCCAGAUAUCCAGAAACAUCUCAACGGAAGUAUUGACGAUAUCACUACUGCUCUUCAUAACAUUGUCAACUCCAUCACAGAUGAAGUUCUAUCUGGGGGAAAUGUUGGAGAUCGUAAAGGGAGAGAUAUUUUCGAUAUGGAAACAGCUCUGAAUCUGAUCAAAGACGUGGAAAACACUAAACGAUUCGUCAAUGAAAUUAAUGACAUUGUCCCCGGACUUGGAGAACGUUUAAAGAAGACGUUGGAGGAGAUUUCCUCCGCCUUGCACGCCAAAGUCAGCUUAGUAACCGAAGAAAUAAUGGCUGCACUACAGUAAUUGGUUUGCUGAAAGAUUACCUGUGAACGUGGUUACAGGUAUGAUAUGAAUGUG
Molecule: messenger RNA, 1650 nt
Organism: Lingula anatina
Lineage: Eukaryota; Metazoa; Brachiopoda; Lingulata; Lingulida; Lingulidae
Source: RefSeq, a predicted model, not a curated record